This is a messenger RNA of Trypanosoma cruzi, 579 nucleotides long. RefSeq names its product vesicular protein trafficking mediator, putative. Bases 1 to 579 code for a protein of 192 amino acids. Gene Ontology annotation, cellular component: ESCRT III complex; multivesicular body. Gene Ontology annotation, biological process: endosome transport via multivesicular body sorting pathway; protein transport; late endosome to vacuole transport. The record is from RefSeq and is a predicted model, not a curated record. Lineage: Eukaryota; Euglenozoa; Kinetoplastea; Trypanosomatida; Trypanosomatidae. The transcript has a single exon.
AUGAGCAGCGAUAAAAUUUUUGAUAUCAUAUUCAACAUGAAGUUCACGAUGAAACAGAUGAACAAAAGUGCCAACGCCGCGGAGCGGGCGAGUGAGAAGGAGAAGCUCCUUGUCAAAAAGGCACUUGAAAAAGGCAACCCGGAGGCUGCCCGCAUCUACGCACAAAACGCCAUUAGGAAGAAAAACGAGUCGCUGAAUUAUCUUCGCCUUGCCUCCCGCAUCGACGCCGCGGUGUCACGCAUACAGACAGCGGAGCAGAUGCGGGCAGUCAACAAGUCGAUGGCGAGCACCGUGCGUGGGAUGGCGAAGGUGAUGGAGUCUAUGGACCCAAUGAAAAUAGCCCACGUGAUGGAUGAGUUUGAGCGACAAACAGGCACGCUCGAUGUCAACCUCGGUACGAUGGACGCUGCCUUUGAAAGCACACAGGCGGGUACCGUGCCUGUCGGGGAGGUGGACUCCCUUAUGGACCAGAUUGCGGCCGAAAAUAAUCUUGAAAUCAGCUCAAAGAUGAGCGGGGUGCCUUUGCACAGUCAAGUGCGUCCGGUGGUGGCGACGAGGACUGAUGUGGAGGGAAGAUGA